AUGCUUCAUUCGAAGCUGAAAUCAAGUAUUUUCAGUAGAAUACACUUCAGAAAACUGUUGGUGUUGAACAAUAGUCUUAGAUUUCAAACAACGGUUAGUUUUGGUGACUUUAAAGAGCUACAUCCGCUGCUAUUAGAACGAGCGAAGAAAUAUGCAAGUGAGCUGCAGUUGAUGGAACAGAAGAUGUCACAGGGCUCGUUGAACUUUGACGUUGAGCGAGAAAAACAUUUCUCGAGGCUUUCGGCAAUUGUAGACUCUUACAGAAAAUACUGCAGUGAGAUAUCUACUGUUUGUGAACUACAAGUGAUGGCGGAAAAUGAUGAGAGUUUGCGAGAAGAAGCUCAAGAAGAAAUAAAGGAAAUCAUUCCGGCUUUGGUAAAAACGUCAGGUGCUCUUUUGGGACAUCUUCUGCCGCCACAUCCGUUUUCAGAUAGACCCUGCAUUUUAGAAAUUCGUCCCGGCGUUGGAGGAAUCGAAGCCAUGAUUUUUGCCCAGGAUCUACUGAACAUGUACACAAACUACGCACACAACAAGAGGUGGAAGCACCACAUAAUAUCACACAAUGAAAACGAGAGCGGAUCCGGAAUCGUCGAUGCAAUUCUUAGCAUCGACGAGCCAGGCGCCUACGAAAUGCUAAGAUUCGAAGCCGGUGUGCACAGAGUACAGCGGAUUCCGGCGACUGAAACAAAAGGUAGAACGCAUACUUCAACUGCAGCUGUUAUCGUGCUACCUCAGAUGGCCGCAGACACAGAAAAAGAAGCACAAUCGUACGAAAGAUCGUUCAAACCGGAUGAAAUCAGAAUAGACGUCAUGAGAGCUAGCGGGAAGGGCGGGCAGCAUGUAAAUACGACGGACUCUGCGGUGCGACUUACCCACUAUCCAUCUGGUAUUGUGAUCAACAUGCAGAAUGAGAGAUCGCAGCAUAAAAACAAAGCCAAGGCUUUUGCCAUUUUGCGGGCCCGCUUGGCAGAGAUGGAACAAAAGGAAAAGGAGCAAAAGGCUAGGGAUGCUAGAAAGGGUCAAGUCAGCACUACCGAUCGCUCGGACAAAAUCAGAACCUACAACUUCCCUCAGAACCGCAUCACUGACCACCGUUGUGGGUUCAAUCUUCACGACAUGGAGGGUUUUAUGGCUGGAGAACGGCUGGACGAUAUAGUGGAUGCAAUGCGUAAUUUUGACAGUGACACGCGAGCUAACGAGCUUCUAAAAGAUGCCGAGGAUUUCAAGAUGAAUAGUGAAUGA
Messenger RNA from Lachancea lanzarotensis, 1242 nucleotides. RefSeq names its product LALA0S03e03862g1_1 (gene MRF1). The transcript has a single exon. The record is from RefSeq and is a predicted model, not a curated record. The coding region runs from base 1 to 1242 and encodes 413 amino acids. Gene Ontology annotation, biological process: translational termination. NCBI's taxonomy places the organism in Eukaryota, Fungi, Ascomycota, Saccharomycetes, Saccharomycetales, Saccharomycetaceae. Gene Ontology annotation, molecular function: translation release factor activity.